Molecule: messenger RNA, 1290 nt
Organism: Closterium sp. Naga37s-1
Lineage: Eukaryota; Viridiplantae; Streptophyta; Zygnematophyceae; Desmidiales; Closteriaceae
Source: the annotation of a GenBank genome assembly
AUGCGUCCGUGCGUGCGUCAGUGCGCACGUUCGUCCGUGCGUGCGUCAGUUCGUGCGUCAGUGCGCACGUGCGUCAGUGCGUGCAUCAGUGCGCACGUGCGUCAGUGCACACGUGCGUCAGUGAGCACGUGCGUCAGUGCGUGCGUCAGUGCGCACGUGCGUCCGUGCGUCUGUCAGUGCGCACGUGCGUCCGUGCGUGCGUCAGUGCGUGCGUCAGUGCGCACGUGCGUCCGUGCGUGCGUCAGUGCGCACGUGCGUCCGUGCGUGCGUCAGUGCGCACGUGCGUCCGUGCGUGCGUCCGUGCGUGCGUCAGUGCGCACGUGCGUCCGUGCGUGCGUCCGUGCGUGCGUCAGUGCGCACGUGCGUCCGUGCGUGCGUCCGUGCGUGCGUCAGUGCGCACGUGCGUCCGUGCGUGCGUCAGUGCGCACGUGCAUCCGUGCGUGCGUUAGUGCGCACGUGCUACUGCUACGUCAUAGCCUACCUCGUCUCCAGGGCACCUCCCAGCGGUGCUGCCAUGCCAGCAGCAAGGGCAAGGCAGGGGUGGAGGCAGGGGAAGCAAGGGAGGAGCAGGGGGCAGUGGAGAGUCGUUUGGCGCUAGGGUGGCGCAGCGGGCGGAGAAAGAGCACCUGCUGCAGCAGUUGGCCACUUGCCACUGGCGUGGACAUGGGCAGUGUGGUGCUGCUUCCUCUCUGCCUCAGUGAGCGCCAUCUGUUUGACCUAUCUUGCAGUCGCCUCUCCACCGUCCCGUUGCCUCCGUCCCUUCUCCUCAACACCACACUCCCUCCUCCCCCCGGCCCCCCUUUACAGCACAUCUCGAGCGGGCAGCACGGUAGGUGGCAGGGUGGCAUCGGGUGGAGUGGUGGAAGGGGCUGUGGAGGGCGUUGGGUUGGGACGCCAGCCAACGUCCAAAGCGCCCCUGUGGGUUGGUGGAUAACAAUGGCAGUCGGGCGUGAGGACGGGCGGCACGGGGGGGAGGUCAACGGUGUUGCUGCCACCGACAGCCACGAGCCCACUAUGGAGAGCGCAUUUGAGACCGUGGAGCAGGCGAGUCCCGAGCGUGAAGUACAUGUUUGUGUCGCACACGGGGUAUGGCGCUAUCGCAUCACAUACACCAUGGCCCUCACAUGCCUGCACUUGCAUGCCACCAUUCUCCCCUCGCCCCCUCCCCACGCCCCCUCUGCCGCUUCCUCGUCACCCUCUGCUGCUGCUGCAUUACUCACCACGCUCGCCAAGCCUGCAGCUGCUUCUCUAUCCAUGACGGUCCCCAAGGCUGCUCGCCGUGCAGGGUGA